Molecule: messenger RNA, 471 nt
Organism: Aspergillus saccharolyticus JOP 1030-1
Lineage: Eukaryota; Fungi; Ascomycota; Eurotiomycetes; Eurotiales; Aspergillaceae
Exons: 1
Coding region: 53-319 (88 amino acids)
Source: RefSeq, a predicted model, not a curated record
GGGCGUGAUACUACUUGUUUUGAGCAUCAGAUACCGAACUUGUCGGUUGGGUAUGGUCCAGUCACUUCUUGGGAUAGUGGCAUUGCUAUACGUAUAUUCCGUACCUCAAUCGGAUUGGGGAUGGCGAGACAUGGGCGAUCGAGUCCAAAUGAGUCUAUCGGGAUUUCAUACAUCAUAUCUUCAUACUAUUAUACAUUCGACUAUCGGUCCGGGGACAACCGCCUCGACGCUCAGGCAACGCCUGCAUCGUCACAGUGUCAAAGCGCACGGCAAAACCCUGGGGGUGGCUCGGCGUGCCCAAAACUGCGCUCAUUUCUAGCGUCCUGGGGCGUGAUGGGCCUUCCUUUGGUAUGACGGCGCGUCUCCAUUUGGCAUUUGUAGGCGAUGUGGGGAUGUGGGUUUAGCCGAAAAUCGGCCUCAAUGAUUGUUUGAGGAGAUUGCCGAGGGCCAACCCGGCCUUUUAACCCCCGC